Yarrowia lipolytica CLIB122 is the source of this 990-nucleotide messenger RNA. RefSeq lists its product as uncharacterized. NCBI's taxonomy places the organism in Eukaryota, Fungi, Ascomycota, Dipodascomycetes, Dipodascales. The record is from RefSeq and is a predicted model, not a curated record. Gene Ontology annotation, molecular function: DNA-binding transcription factor activity, RNA polymerase II-specific; zinc ion binding. Gene Ontology annotation, biological process: regulation of DNA-templated transcription.
AUGACGUCAUUGCCUUCUCUAUCGGUUCUCAACCUGCCUGAGCCCGUCAUGAAUCCCGUGGCCCAGACCCAGAAACAGACGGCUCCCCAUACCCAUUCGCACUUGACAUACACCCAUCUUCCUGUUCCCGUGGGCGGAUCUGGAGGGAAUGGUCUCUCUCAGUAUUCGUUUGACACGAAACCGGCGUCUGUCCCUGGUCACAACAUGACCAAGGUGGUCCACAACAUGACCAAGGUGACCCCAAACGUUGGCAAUGUCACCCACAACGUUGGCAAUGCCACUCACAACGUUGGCAAUGUCGCCCACAACACUGGCCAAGUUGUUAGCAACCCCAGUCAUAUCACCAACACGGUCAACCUCUAUCAAAUUCCCUACUCGGCACCAACUCCCCCCUCAAUGAACCCUCCAACUCCCACUCCCUCGGAGCUCCCUGCCAGUCCCGCGACUCAGCUCGAUAGCCCCGCCACCUCGCCACCCAUGGUAACUCUCUCUCAGCAUCAGCACCCCCAGCAGACGUAUCCUACGUCGGUACCUCACGCUCCGACCACAAUGCUGACUCCUCUAUACACUCCCGAGGCUUCGCGACGCAAUUCGACCGAAAAGGAGUACUUUGGGGUCUUGUCGCAAAACAUGCCCCAGAACAUGCCCCAGAACCUCCAUCUCCACCAGCAGCAUAUCCAACAACAGUUGCAACAGCAGCAGAUGCACCAGCAGCAACAACAGCAACAAUACUACCCCCAUGGCUAUCGACAAGCGUCCUUGUCACCGCCCCAGCACUACCACUGGGACAACCAGCCUCAAAUGGUGGGCCUGGCGCCCUCCCACGAGCUCAAGCAGAAGAUGCACAAGCGUCAGGUGCGAAAACGGACCAAGACGGGCUGUAUGACGUGCCGCAAGCGUCGCAUCAAGUGCGAUGAGGCCAAACCCUCCUGUUUCAAUUGCGCAAAGUCCAAGCGAGAUUGCAUGGGUUAUGCCCUGGUUCCCAUGUAG